Molecule: messenger RNA, 1977 nt
Organism: Solanum verrucosum
Lineage: Eukaryota; Viridiplantae; Streptophyta; Magnoliopsida; Solanales; Solanaceae
Product: J protein JJJ1-like
Exons: 2
Coding region: 1-1950 (649 amino acids)
Source: RefSeq, a predicted model, not a curated record
AUGGGGGUUGAUUAUUACAAAGUAUUGGGUGUUGAUAAGAACGCUACAGAUGAUGAUUUGAAGAAGGCUUAUAGAAAACUUGCCAUGAAAUGGCACCCUGAUAACAGCCCACAAAGCAAGAAAGAUGCUGAAGCUAAGUUCAAACACAUCUCUGAGGCUUAUGAUGUGCUUAGCGACUCCCAGAAAAAAGCUGUGUAUGACCAGUAUGGUGAAGAAGGGCUGAAGGGUGGGGUACCACCACCUGGAGCUGGUGGCCCUGGUGCCGGUUCAACCUACUUUUCUACCGGGGAGGAUAUGCUCCGUAUGCCGGAGAAGAAAUCCAAGAAAAGCAAUAAGAAUGCUGCCACAGGUGAUCUUGGGGGAGAGAGUGAUGUGUGUGAGGUUAAGAGAAAGAAAAAAAGAGAAGGUGGAAAAAAUUCAGGAAAACCCAACAAAGUCAGUGAUGAAGAUGUUGAGAAAGAGAAAAAGAAUAAGCUGAAGAAAAGCUGCUUGAAUGAGCCUUUUGACACCAAAACUAGUGCUCCUGCAAGUGCAACUGAAAUGCGGGACAGUGACAAGGUAGUUGAGACCCUUGGUGAGGUCUCUGGUGGAGAUGUUGUGGACGAGAUUAGAAGGAAGAAGAAAUCCAAGAAAAACAUUAAGACUACCAAUGGUGUAGAAAUGACAAACACUGAUAUUAAAGCUAAGAGUGAUGACUCUGACAUCAAGAGAAAGAAAGAAAGAAAACAUGGAAAACAUUCUAGGAAGUUUAGUGAAGACAGCGACGAGGUUGCUUCGAGAACUGUUGAAGGGAAUAAAAGUAGGAAGUUGAAGAAAAGCUGCGGGAAUGAGCUGGAGAAAAUGCAUGAUACUGAGGAUAUGCAGGAAGAUGUUGCUGAAGUCAAUGAAGGUGAUAUUUCUUCACCUAUAGAGAUGGAAGAAAAAAACAAAACAGACAAAGGUAAUAUCAAAAAGAGAAAAAGGGUAAAAUUAGGACACAACUCUGAAGAUCCUACACAUGAGAAGAGUGAAAAGAGAGUGAGAUUUUCUGGUCAGGUUCAGAUUUUCCCUUCAUUGAAUGAUCCAAGUGAUGAGAAUCAUGAGAUCGAGGAAGAAAAUUUACUGCGUGGCAAGCGAUUCUCAAAGCUAGAAGAUGAAGUUGUCAAAGAGGCUGUUCAUAAAUACAUUGAGAUACAUAACUUAGGCGAAGAAGGGCUGAAAAAGGUUUUAAAUUCUAGAUCUUAUCCUGAAAUUAAGGGUUGCUGGAAAGAAAUAGGGAGAGCUAUACCAUAUAGACCUUCUACUGCAGUUUACUCUCGUGGGCAGAUCCUGUUUCGAAGAAGUGAAUCACGUAAAUGGACUGAAGAGGAGUAUGAGAUGGUGCUGAAGUUCCAGAAAGAGCAUGGGAACAAAUGGAGGGACUUAGCUGAUGAACUUGGAAAACAUCGGUGGCAUGUGAAGGAUACAUGGCGAAGGCUAAAACAUCAGAAUAAAGGACAAUGGACUCAGGAGGAGUACCAGAAUUUGUUUGAUUUAGUAAACACCGAUCUGAGUCUGAAGCUUUCUGAAGAGAAGAAAUCUAAGCAUGGGAUGCUACGGGAUAAUAUUGCAUGGGGUGCAAUAAGUGAAAGCUUGUCCACGAGAAUUGGUGCAAACUGCUGCUCAAAAUGGUAUGAUCAAUUAACAUCACCCAUGGUGGCCAAAGGUGAAUGGGUGGAUUCUGAUGACUAUCGCCUAGUUGAUGCACUUUUUGAGCUCGACACAAGCUGCAUCGAAGAUGUGGACUGGGACAAUCUUCUUGACCACAGGGCUGGAGAGAUAUGUCGAAAGAGAUGGAACCAAAUGGUUCUUCACAUAGGUCAACUUGGAAACAAGUCAUUUCCUGAUCAAGUAGAAGUUCUAGCUAAGAGAUACCGUCCGGAUUUGGUCCAAGUAAGAGAGGCUUGGGACAGUAAACCAGUCGUUCCAUGACAUGCCCAUCACUCAGCAGUGAUGUGU